Heteronotia binoei (common prickly gecko) is the source of this 3767-nucleotide messenger RNA. RefSeq names its product 2-hydroxyacyl-CoA lyase 1 (gene HACL1). Gene Ontology annotation, biological process: fatty acid alpha-oxidation. The transcript is spliced from 17 exons. The record is from RefSeq and is a predicted model, not a curated record. Gene Ontology annotation, cellular component: peroxisome. Gene Ontology annotation, molecular function: catalytic activity; magnesium ion binding; thiamine pyrophosphate binding. Lineage: Eukaryota; Metazoa; Chordata; Lepidosauria; Squamata; Gekkonidae. The coding region runs from base 14 to 1792 and encodes 592 amino acids.
UAGGUGCUGAUGGAUGUGCUCGCUCUUCUCUGAUUUGGCAGGUGGAAGCGAAGACGGGAUGGCGCCUCAAAGCGUCGAAGAGGAAGACGAAUGCGUCAGUGGAGCUACCCUCAUCGCGGAGGCCCUAAAGAUGCAGAAUAUUGAGUACAUCUUUGGUAUUGUUGGUUUUCCCAUAACUGAAGUAGCAGUUGCUGCUCAAGCAAGUGGAAUUAAGUAUGUUGGAAUGCGCAAUGAACAAGCUGCCUCCUAUGCUGCCUCUGCUGUUGGGUACCUGACAGGCAGGCCUGGUGUAUGCCUUGUUGUUUCUGGCCCGGGUCUUGUACAUGCUCUAGCUGGAAUGGCAAAUGCAAACAUGAAUUGCUGGCCUUUGAUUGUCAUUGGAGGUUCCUCUGAUAGAAAUCAGGAAACAAUGGGAGCGUUCCAAGAAUUUCCACAGGUUGAAGCUUGUAGGUUAUACAGCAAAUUUUCUGCUAGACCAAGCAGUCUAGAAGCUAUUCCUGCUGUUAUUGAGAAGGCUGUCAGAAAUAGUAUCUAUGGUCGUCCAGGUGCCUGUUAUGUUGACAUACCCGGAGAUUUUGUGAAUCUACAGGUGAAUAAGAGCACUGUCAGGUAUGUAGAAUGCUGUCCAGCACCUCCCAUCAGCUUAGCUGAAGAGUCGGCUGUUUCAAAGGCAGCUUCAUAUAUUGCAUGUUCCAGAAAACCACUCCUCAUUAUUGGGAAAGGUGCUGCAUAUGCACGUGCUGAAGACAGCAUCCGAAAGUUGGUGGACCAGUGUGGGCUUCCCUUUUUACCUACUCCAAUGGGGAAGGGAGUUGUUCCUGACAGCCAUCCAUACUGCGUAGCUGCUGCCAGAUCCAGGGCCUUGCAGUCUGCUGAUGCAAUAAUAUUGCUUGGUGCCCGGCUGAACUGGAUUCUACAUUUUGGGCUUCCACCAAGAUUUCGACCAGAUGUAAAAAUUAUCCAGGUAGACCUUUGUGCAGAAGAACUAGGAAAUAAUGUGAGACCUGCAGCAGCCUUACUGGGCGACAUAAGAGCAGUGACUGAGCAGCUUUUAGAACACCUGAACAGAAAGCUUUGGAAAUACCCUUCUGGUACAGAGUGGUGGUCAGAGCUGCAGGCAAAAAUGAAAAGCAAUGAGGAGACUUCCAAGGCACUCGCUAAGCAAAAGCAGCCGCUCAUGAAUUACUAUACAGUAUACCACCACAUCAGGGAACUUUUGCCGAAGGACUGCGUUUUGGUCAGUGAGGGAGCAAAUACAAUGGACAUUGGGCGCACAAUGCUUCCAAACUACUAUCCUCGCCACAGGCUUGAUGCUGGCACCUUUGGGACUAUGGGAGUUGGGCUGGGUUUUGCCAUAGCAGCUGCCAUGGUUACCAAAGACCAUAAUCCAGAGAGGCGAGUGGUCUGCAUAGAAGGAGACAGUGCCUUUGGAUUCUCUGGCAUGGAGGUGGAGACUAUAUGCAGGUAUAACUUGCCCAUCAUUAUAAUCAUAGUCAACAACAAUGGAAUAUAUAGUGGCUUGGAUUCAGGUAGCUGGAAGGAGAUACUGGAGCUUGGAGAACCUGCUACACGUGCCCCUCCGGUAUGUCUGUUGCCAAAUGCUCAUUAUGAGCAGGUAGCAUCUGCCUUUGGUGGUAAAGGGUACUUCGUCCAAACUCCAGCGGAACUACAAGCAGCCUUGAAAAAGAGCCUGGUGGAAAAGGGCACCCCUUCCCUCAUCAACAUAAUGAUUGACCCACAGUCAGACAGGAAGCAGCAAGAUUUUCAUUGGCUGACACGAUCCAACCUAUAGUAGAAGAUGCAAGGUCUGGACAUCCUAAGCAAAACCGUCUGUGUAAACUUAGUGUUUUGGACUUGAAACCACACUACAGCUGCACUCUACAGUUGUUUAUAUGGAUUGCAAGAUCCUUAUGUAUUUGCCCAGUCUUCACUGGCCAAGGACUGGCGACGUGGCUGUCAAUUUUAUCACUCUCAGGGACAAGCAAAUGAGGGGCAAAUUGUACCCAGCUCCCUUCCUUAUUGCUGCCGUAACCAAUCAUGCUGUCACAGCAUCAUCCAUGGGGUCUUUUGUCCCAGCUCUUAAAACUAAGUUGCUGUAGUGCUGAAUUUUAUAUCUUUUCCUGGUAAGAGAAUGCUUGUAUAGCUUUGUGGUAGCUGCACGUGACAUGUCUCUGUCUGUCUGCUAGAAGACAGCAUGGAGACUAGGAGUGUGCAUUCGGGUCUACCCAAGCUGAAAAUAUACCCAAAAAAUACCUUAUCAGUAUUUUGGGGGUAUAUUUCAGCUUCCCGAUCCUUAAACCAUGCUGCCGGAGAAGCCAUUCUAACUGGUAUUUCUCUUAUUGGGUCUAUUGGACUUGGAAAAAUUUGGGAUUUCUGAAAAAUACCAUAUCCCAAUACCAUGCUGUUAUUGGGAUCCAGGAUUUUUUGGAAAUACUGAAAUUUUGGGGGGUCCAAUAGACCCGAACUGAAAAAUACCAAUUUAAAAAAAUUGCAUACCCCUAAUAGAGAUUAGCAAACACUCAUGGUGCUGCAAUGGAAACAUAGCCGCAUGAUGUUGCCUUAUAAAACGGACCAAAAUAUAAAAGCUAGAAGUAAAAUUGUGGAGUUCUAAAAAAACUUAAGACUGAGCUGUAACAAACCCUACCAGUGUUGUUAAAUAUUGUGCACUUCUGCUGGCUUUGAUACAGGUAUAUAUUGGAACCCAUAGUUAAUAUAAGUCUGUAACCUUUUUUCCUUGUAGGCCACAGUCUUACAUAAUAUGAGUAGAGAAUAUAUGGAGAAGCAACCUGCUCUGUUAAGGGGGUAACUGGUUCUUAAAUGUGUGUUCUGAUGCUUUGCUUACCAGUUUGUUUUGUGUAAUAUUGGUUGAGUUUUGCCCUUUUUAAACACACAACUAAGUACUGUUGGGGUGUGUUGAGUAUGGAGGGGAUAAUGUUGCUUGGCUCCUUCACACUUUGAAACAAAUCAGACUUCCAUAGCUUAAAUGUAGUUUAUAGAUAUGAGACAUCAGUUUUAGCAUUUGAUAAGCAUUGAUUUCUUUCCCCCCACAACAUUCUAUAUUUCAUACUUUCUGUGAUCUGGUAUUAAAUCAUGGUGUUGCAGUGCUUUCUUAUAAGUCAGCAAAUAAAUUCAAAAGUUUUCAGAAUAGAAGAAACCUACCAACAGUAGAAACCAACCUUUGAAUAUAUGAAUCUUUGUCAUAUUUACACUUGGGCAGAAAAGUACAAUGAGUUAUAAUCCUAGGAAUCUGCUAAACAAGUCCCAUGUAUUUCUGAAAUUCUCUUUCCAAAAAUUUAGAUACUGUUCAUUUUUUAAAGAAAAUUGUGCUCACUGCCAUUUAUAUUCACCAGAGGGCACCCUUUAUUCAUGAUUCUUUUUCUCUUUGAUACUGUGUACUGAGCAAAGCUACUUUUUUCUGAAUACAAAUUGGGGAGACAAAAUGUUAAUUACCAAUGAAGCUGCAAAAAAAUCUACAAACAAAUAAGAUGCUAAUAGAGCAAAAAGUAAUAGAGCAAGAAAGUAUUUGCAUUUGACUAGAUAACCCUAGAGGUCCCUUCCAACUCUUUUAUUCUAUGAUUCUGUGAUGAAAUAACGACUUUUAAAUCAUGGAGUUUAUUGUACCUUUUACUGAAUGCAGGAAUAGGAGCUGUUUGAUUCAGUUAUUACACCCAGCUGUUUUGUGGGACAUGCUCAGUUUUAUGCAUGUAAACAGUAUCUUCUAAUGAAAAAAACAGUGUACAAUUAAACUCCAGUACACUUAUCUAACA